AUGGGAGACGCCCCAAACAAAAUCUCGAUCACCAUUUGCGGGGAUGGUGGAUGCGGAAAAUCCUCUAUCACCCUGCGACUGGUCCGCAGUGAAUGGGUCCACGAAUACGAUCCUACCAUAGAGGACUCGUAUUCGGUCACGCGCACCAUUGAUGGCGAACAAUAUUUCUUGUCUAUCACUGAUACUGCGGGUCAGGAAGAGUAUCGAGGUUUAUGGGCGGCAUCCAAUCUAAAGUCCGAUGCGUUCCUCCUCGUUUACGACAUCACCAGCGAGUCCAGUUUGAGCGCGUUAGAUUAUUUCAUGGACAUGAUAGAGAUGGAGACCGAUCAACGAGCGGAGGAUAAUCUGCGAUUAUUAAAUGAACUUGGAAAUAGUGCUCGGGGUUUGGAAGUCGGGAUGGCUGCACCAGUCAGGCUUGUCGCGGGUAACAAAUGUGAUCUCAAGGACAACCGGGUCAUCAGCGCCAAGGAUGGUCUAGAGUAUGCUCGAAAACAUAACAGCGGAUUCAUGGAGACAAGUGCACGGGAAAUGGUGAAUAUUGAAGAAACAUUUGCUCUUUUGGUUCGUCGUGUCGUGGAAGCCCGUCGGGAGCACCAUCAAUAUAACCAGGAGCUAACAAAGCCAACUCGUCAUGUGGGAUUUUCUUUGAAGAAGCCCCCUACUGGCGCAUUAUCGAAGAAGGAUUCGGAGGCAAACCUUUCCAAUCGCGAAAGUAAACGCCAAGGCAUAUUCCACGGCCUGCUAAAGGGGAGCCGGCGCACAAAUAAUGGUCAGGAGAAAGCUGAAAAGAAUCCGGAAAACACAUCAGAGGAGUUGUCGUCAGAUGGCGAAACCCCUAGCCGAUGGAAGCGUAUGUGUUCCUGUUGA
Aspergillus puulaauensis is the source of this 867-nucleotide messenger RNA. RefSeq names its product putative RAS small monomeric GTPase. Gene Ontology annotation, biological process: Ras protein signal transduction. Lineage: Eukaryota; Fungi; Ascomycota; Eurotiomycetes; Eurotiales; Aspergillaceae. Gene Ontology annotation, molecular function: GTP binding; GDP binding; GTPase activity. Bases 1 to 867 code for a protein of 288 amino acids. Gene Ontology annotation, cellular component: plasma membrane. The record is from RefSeq and is a predicted model, not a curated record. The transcript is spliced from 5 exons.